UCAGGGCAGAGGGACUCAGACUGGACCUCUCCGCUCGGGCCAGCCAACACCUCCACUGAUGGGGAACAGCCACUGUGUCCCCCAGGCCCCUAGGAGGCUCCGUGCCUCCUUUUCCAGAAAGCCCUCUCUGAAGGCAACUCGAGAGGAUGGCACGAGGAAGCUAACUGGCCUGUUUGGCUCGGAGACCAGCCCCCACCAGGACACCACUGCCAACAAGAUCUUCUACUAUGUCCCUGGGACGGACAUCUCAGGCCUGGAGCGCCAGCGAGAAGGCCUGGAGCAGCCUUUCCUGAGCGUGUUCAAGACAGGGCGGUGGAGGGUGCCCGUGAGGAACCUGGGCAAGGUUGUGCACUAUGCCAAGGUGCAGCUGCGUUUCCAGCACAGCCAGGACACCAGCGACUGCUACCUGGAGCUGUUCCCCUCCCACCUGUACUUCCAGGCCCAUGGUUCAGAAGGACUGACUUUCCAGGGGCUGUUACCACUGGCGGAGCUGAGUGUCUGCCGGCUCGAGGGGUCUCGAGAGCAUGCCUUCCAGAUCACAGGCCCGCUGCCCGCCCCCCUUCUCGUGCUGUGCCCCAGCCAGGCCGAGCUGGGCAGCUGGCUCUACCACCUGGAAAAGCAGAUGGCUCUUGUAGGAGCGAGGCACUGCCACACAGCACCCCCACAGGGGCCCCCUGAAGACGAGCUUCCUGGGACUCUACAGCAUAGGCUGAGCCGGCUGCACACAGUGUUGGGGCGCCCAGCGGUGGGCAGCGCCAUCUGCGCCUCCAGGGUCAAGCUGCAGCAUCUGCCCUCACAGGAACAGUGGGACCGGCUCCUCAUCCUGUACCCAACUUCCCUGGCCAUUUUCUCUGAGGAAGCAGAUGGGCUUUGCUUUAAGGGGGAGCUCCCACUCGGUGCUGUCCACAUCGACCUGGAGGAGGAGGAGAAGCAGGUCCACUCUUUCCUGAUCAAAGGCCGUCUCAUCAAUACCAUCCGUGUGGUGUGUGCCAGCUAUGAGGACUACAGCCUCUGGCUGCUCUGCCUGCAGGCUGUUUCCUGCAGGGAUGGAGCCCCCCGACUGCUGGGCCCUGAGAGCUUCCUGGGGCCUCGGAGGCCCACCCAGGUCAUGAGUGGCGGCCGAGGCUCACUAUCUUCAGACGGACGAACCAGCUGGGACUCGGGGUACCUGGCACCCCCAUCCACCCAUACCAGCCAUUCCCUCCCUGGGUCCUCAAUGGUGUUCACCACAGGCUGCCCUGCCCAGCCUGCACACGAUCAGGCCAAUCCCGGCUGUACCAGCAGCAGUGGGCCGAGAGCAGAGCUGAGACGGGGCGGCAGUCGUCGGUCACCUAGGAGCAAGGCUCGUUUUGAGGGGCCUGGCCUGGGCACCCCGCUGCACCUGGACCUGACCAAGCUGAGCAGACUGGGCCUGGAGGGCGAACCCAACGCCCCAGACCACUCUCUGGAGAUGCCCCACUCUCCACUCUAUGCGGAUCCCUACACACCACCUGCCACCUCCCACCACAGGAUCACAGAUGUCCGGGGCCUGGAUGAGUUCCUCAGUGCAGCGCAGAGCCCACUUGGACCUGAGCCCUUGAGCCCGGUGCCCUCUGUCCCUGUGCCUAUGCCUGUCUCUGGACUCUCCAGCCCGCGCUUGCUGUCCGAGAACGGAGCCCUGCAGCCCCAAGCCUCUAGGGGGUGCCGAGGCCCUGGCAAGGGCCAGGGGCCCCCAGACUCCCCUAGGCGUGUCCCCUCUGCCAGGGAAGUUCCGCCCAGCCCUCUGCCACCUCCCCCAGACGGCCAUCCCCCCAGGAGCUACGACACCCUCUGGGAAAAGGCUCCAUCUCCCUCCCACCGGUGGAGGCCCCGCAGAGCCCCUGAGGCUGAGAUGGGGCUCAUCCAGUGGAUCUGACAGCCCCCCAGGCUGGCUGCGUCCUGGGACCAGCUUCAACCCUGGAGAGGUGUUCCCAGCAGGGCCUGGGUCUUUCUUUGUAGGGCCACAGGCUCACUGGCCCCCACCCCUGUCCAAUACCGGGUCAGGGCCUUGCCUCAGCAGGGUAGGGGGAGGCUCCAGAACCCUGAAUUUCCCUGGGUUCUGGAGGGGCCUAGAGGAGGGCCCCAUCCUGAGUGUGCUCUGCCAGUGUGGCUGGGCACCCAGAAGACCGAGCCUCAGCCCGCCUUCCAGGGAAGGAACAAAGGAGGGGACCUGACGGGGGCUUCGGCUGGGAGUGCAAGGAUGGCACGGGUGCGAAUGUCAGAGGGCUGCAAAAGUCAUGACAGCGAGGGUCAGAGUAUGUGAGGUCAGAGGGCCGGAGGGUUAGAGGUCAGCAAGAUCUGAGCCUUCACACGCAGAGAGGAGGUACCUGGGGCAUGUGAGGAGAGGGAUGGACUGGUCAGGAGGAGCUGACAAGAGACUAAACAAAAACGAAAGAGAAGGAGAUUUUAUUGGUGCCGUGUCCACACGUUCUUGCCCGGCCACCAGGAGUCCCCCACCAUCCUGGUAUCCCUGCGCAUCUGCCUGAGGCCGCAUGCCCACCCAGCACCCAGCCUCGUGCACCCCCCCCCCACCUUCCUGCCCCUGCUUUAGCUCCUCUCAGCCCUGGGACAACCCCAGGUGUCCAGUCCCUUCACCUGAUGCCAGGGCUCCCCAGAGGAGGGGCUCCAGGCUCAGCCCUACUGACUCCCACCCUGCAGGGACCACUGGGCCACCUUCCUGCAGGCCCCUGUAGGUACCUGCUCAUUGUAUCAGGUAGGCUCCAAGGAGGUCUUGCUACAGGCCUUUGGGGUUCAGGAGGUCAGAGAGGCCUCAGAGGUCCUCACUAGCCCAGCCCAUUUGUAAAUAGGGCAGAGUCCCUGGGAUACCCCCACCCCAACCUCAUCGCCCUUGCCACACGCCAGCCUCCAGCUACGGUCUCACUGCUGCUCUGACCCUCUAAUUAGUGCACAGUCCUGCCCCUCACCCCCAACUAGAGAACCAGAUAAAAUAUAGGAUACCCAGUUAAAUCUGAUUUCAGAUAAACCACAGAUAAUUUCUUAGCGUAAGUAUGUCUCAAAUGCUGUGUGUCUGAAAUUCAAGUUUCACUGGAUGCCCCAUCUCUUUAUUCGCUGAUCUGGCCACCUUACUAACCAGCUGCCCGCUCGCCCUACUCAUCCAGCCUCCCGAAUGCCCCCCCUCCCAGGUGUGGAGCACAGGCCUGGCCUCAGGCCUUUGGGCGGAGUCUGUGGAGCCGGGACCAAGGACACUGGCUCCUUCCUACAUCUGUAGAACACAGGGGUCAAAGGGCAAGGCCUGAGGACAGUGCCUCAUUGUGAGCACCUGUGGCCAUUUCCUUGUCCUGCGCCUUCCUGGUCCAAGCCUGGGUCCUAGGAGCUGUGGC
Messenger RNA from Manis javanica (Malayan pangolin), 3359 nucleotides. Lineage: Eukaryota; Metazoa; Chordata; Mammalia; Pholidota; Manidae. The record is from RefSeq and is a predicted model, not a curated record.